AGUCCUAACAUUUCUAUGGCCGGUCGUACGCUCCGUUCCAAGGUCCACAUCGAACAAUAAACAACAAUAAAAAUGAGCGGGCUCGAUCAAAUCGUCGAACACAUAUUGAUAAACUACAGAUGGGUGUUCGUGUGUCUGUUCCUUUUGCCGGCGUCGUUCCUCUUCGACUGUUGGCUGUACUUGAGGAACUGGGUGAUCUUCAAAUUGAGCAGCGCACCCAAACAGCACGACGCCAAAGUCAGACACGUGCAAAAGCAGAUACGCGAAUGGAAUGACAAUGGGAGGAGGACAAAAAUGUGCACUGCCAGGCCUGGAUGGCAGACUAUGUCUUUCAGAUCUCCACUCUAUAAAAAAACGUUCACCAAAAUAGAAGUGAAUUUAGUCGACGUCCUGAAUGUCGAUACCGAGAAAAAGAUAGUGAGAGUCGAACCCCUGGUAACUAUGGGCCAAUUAACGGCAACACUAAACCCCCUGGGCUGGACAAUUCCUGUACUUCCUGAAAUAGACGACCUUACAGUCGGCGGCCUUGUUAUGGGUACAGGGAUUGAGAGCUCUUCCCACAGACACGGCCUAUUCCAGCACAUUUGCGUUGGUUACGAGCUCGUAUUAAGCGAUGGAAGUGUGGUGAAAUGCACGCCGGAAACCAACACGGAUUUGUUUUAUUCGGUGCCCUGGUCGUAUGGCACGUUGGGCAUAUUGACUGCCGUCGAUAUACAGUUAAUUCCGGCCAAGAAGUAUUGCAAACUGACCUACAAACCUGUCAGGGGUUUGGAUAAUAUUGCCAAAGAGUUCGAGACUGCCAGUAGGAACGUUAAGGAGAACGAGUUUGUUGAAUGUUUGUUGUACGCCAAAGAUGAGGCUGUUGUAAUGACAGGGAAUCAGACUGACGAAGUGGAACAAGAGAAGUUGAAUGAGUUGGGGAAGUGGUACAAGCCCUGGUUCUUCGUGCACGUCCGACAAGCCCUAGAAAAGGACAAGACCUUCACCGAAUAUUUACCCCUGAGGGACUACUAUCACAGACACACCAGAUCUAUAUUCUGGGAACUGCAGGAGAUCAUCCCCUUCGGCAACAACGUUAUCUUUAGGUACUUGUUUGGCUGGAUGGUGCCUCCGAAAGUGUCGUUACUGAAGCUCACCCAAACGGCUGCCACCAAAAGACUGUACGAAAACCAUCACAUCAUCCAGGACAUGUUGGUGCCAAUUAAGAAUUUCAAGGAAAGCAUAGAAAUAUUCCAUGACACCGUACAGUUCUAUCCGAUUUGGCUUUGUCCCUUCAACUUGCCAUCGAAUCCUGGAAUGGUUCAUCCUAAGGGGGAAUCGGAUGAGUUGUACGUAGAUAUUGGGGUUUAUGGAGUGCCAAAAGUGGAAGACUUUGAACCGAGGAAGACCACCAGACGCAUUGAAGAGUUUGUCAGGAAAUGCAAUGGAUUUCAAAUGUUGUACGCCGACACGUAUAUGACGAGGGAGGAAUUCCGUCAGAUGUUCGAUCACUCGCUGUACGACAGGCUGAGACUCAAAUACGGAUGUGACGGGGCGUUCCCCGAAGUCUACGGUAAGGUUUGCAAGGAGGCGAGGACCUAGUGCACAAACUCUUAUUUAAAUUAUUUUUUUUUAACAAUAAUAAACUAUAUUUUUGACGCC
Molecule: messenger RNA, 1641 nt
Organism: Aethina tumida (small hive beetle)
Lineage: Eukaryota; Metazoa; Arthropoda; Insecta; Coleoptera; Nitidulidae
Product: delta(24)-sterol reductase-like
Exons: 5
Coding region: 73-1581 (502 amino acids)
Biological process (GO): steroid metabolic process
Cellular component (GO): cytoplasm; membrane
Molecular function (GO): FAD binding; Delta24(24-1) sterol reductase activity
Source: RefSeq, a predicted model, not a curated record